Molecule: messenger RNA, 583 nt
Organism: Phyllotreta striolata
Lineage: Eukaryota; Metazoa; Arthropoda; Insecta; Coleoptera; Chrysomelidae
Source: the annotation of a GenBank genome assembly
UUGUUCAUAGACAACCUCUGUUUUUAUUAGUUUUCUAGGAAAAAUAGAAACAUCAAAAUCAAACACAAUGCCCGAUUGCAGCGAAAAUUAUGAGAAAGAAAUAUCCGAAGGGAAAAACGUUCGUAACGUAAUGUGCAAAUAUUGCAAUUCUGUGAUCUUGACCCCUUCUUCUGCUUCUUUUACCAGUUUCGAGUACGAGUUACCCCUAAUUAGGCAGUCAAAGACUAACGACCAAAAUCCAAAGACCGAAAAUGUUUCGUUAUUUUGGGCUGUGAACGAUAUGUUUACAUUUCAAAAUGUGGGAUUCUCGAAUACUGUAGGUAAUAACAAAUACCUUACGUGUGCCGACUGCGAAGCUGGGCCCAUUGGAUAUCACGAUAUGUCCAAUAAAAUGAGUUAUGUCGCUCUUACUAGGGUAAUUCACAAUUAGCAGUUAAUUUCUUUUCUAACACUAGUAAAGAAACGAGAAAUGGCUUAACCUUAUCUUAUUGUUUAUCCAUUGUAUGGGAAAAUUCAUAAAUAGUAUGAUUGUGAUAACUUGUAUGUUAAACUACCAAUAUUUUUAAGUUAAUAAACGUUAGCA